AUGUCUCGUUCUCGAUGCCCUCCUACCCCGGCCAUGUCUGGCGAGUUCAUUAUUAAGGAUCAGCCUAUGGACGGCACUGAUCAGUUUGCUUUGCCCCCGGCUGCUAUCAGCCCGGCCACCGCCAGUCGUCGCUCUUCCCGAUCAAACGAUCCGACUUAUGCUCCCGUUUCUCCGACAAGCCCUGAUCUUACUGGUCGUGGCUCUGUGUCAUCUCGGUCGGGCAAUGCAGCUAAGCGUCCGUUAGAAGACUUCGAUCUUCCGCCUCCGCCUACUCGGACCCGCAAGAUUAUUCAGAUGAAACCAAAGUCGCCCGCUCCCUCAAAAGCGCCAGCAAGGCCUAAGGAAGGUACCAAAGCCAACAAUCAGACGUCGCCCGAGUCUACCAGCAAUGCACCCUCGAAGAAGAAGAACCCCAGCGCUACUAGUGCCGCAGGCCGGAAGAUCGCUCGCAAGACUGCUCAUAGUUUGAUCGAGCGGAGGCGGCGAUCAAAGAUGAAUGAGGAAUUCGGAACUCUGAAGGAUAUGAUCCCGGCGUGUAGAGGACAGGAGAUGCAUAAGUUGGCCAUCCUCCAGGCAAGCAUCGACUACGUCAACUAUUUAGAACGAUGUAUCUCCGACCUCAAGACCGCUGGUGGAAACCCUCUAGCAGGCCCUCCUUCUCCAUCCUCCCCGGAAUUCUUCUCAGAACCGGGCGGGGAUGCGGCUCAACAGCCUUCCCAGCGUCCUCCAUCAUCUUUAUAUUCCUAUUCGGCUUCCGAGUCCCCUGAUACAAUGCACCCCAGUGCCCACGUUUCCGAUACUUCUCCGUCAUUCUCGCCCCGCACCCGCAUGCCAUCAGUGCAUACUCUGCCGGAUAUCGCCUCCGUCCUCCCCAGUCCUGCCUUGGGACCGGUCAAUCCUCCUAUGGAGAAGCUCCAAGAGCUCCAAGGCGUGGAUCACGAGGCGUCGGCAGCUCUGCUUAUGCUUACUCGAGACCGCAGGGGCACUGCCGACUCUAUAAACGAGAACUUCGGUAGCAGUACUACUCUGGCGUCGAAGCCGGAGGAGAACAGAGCGGCUGAUGCCCAGCGGAGAAAGGGCAUGAGUGUGCGAGAUCUUCUCAUCUCAUGA
Messenger RNA from Penicillium chermesinum, 1110 nucleotides. RefSeq lists its product as uncharacterized. The transcript is spliced from 2 exons. Bases 1 to 1110 code for a protein of 369 amino acids. The record is from RefSeq and is a predicted model, not a curated record. Lineage: Eukaryota; Fungi; Ascomycota; Eurotiomycetes; Eurotiales; Aspergillaceae. Gene Ontology annotation, molecular function: protein dimerization activity.